Haliotis rufescens (red abalone) is the source of this 1384-nucleotide messenger RNA. Its product is annotated as ubiquitin thioesterase OTUB1-like. The transcript is spliced from 8 exons. Gene Ontology annotation, cellular component: nucleus. Gene Ontology annotation, molecular function: cysteine-type deubiquitinase activity; ubiquitin binding. Gene Ontology annotation, biological process: protein K48-linked deubiquitination. The record is from RefSeq and is a predicted model, not a curated record. NCBI's taxonomy places the organism in Eukaryota, Metazoa, Mollusca, Gastropoda, Lepetellida, Haliotidae. The coding region runs from base 19 to 816 and encodes 265 amino acids.
GGAAGCUGUAUUUCACGCAUGUCUAACAUCGAUGCCAUGGCGGAGGGAAGUUUCAAGUACGAUCCAGAUAAAAAUUAUGAUGAAGAAACACUGGCACAGCAAAGAAAUAUUGAAAAGGAGAUCACAGACAGUCAGUUGCUGGUCAGUGAACAGCUGAGUGUGGAGGAACUCAUCGAGGAGUAUGCCCAGGAAGAUGAGGUUUACCGCAAGAAGUUGGAUGACAUGCGGUCAAGGUACAAACAGGUGAGGAAGACACGAGGGGAUGGAAAUUGCUUUUUCCGGGCAUUUGGUUUUUCCUACCUGGAGAAGCUGCUCACAGAUGAUACAGACAUGACAAGGUUCAAAGAGAUAGCCAGCAAGAGUAAAGAUGAGUUAGUCACUCUAGGCUUUCCACAGUUUACCAUUGAAGAUUUUCAUGAAACAUUUAUGGACAUCAUAACACAGGUAGAGAGCAAAUGUCCACUGUCUGACCUUGAGACCUCCUUCAAUGACCAGGGUCUGUCUGACUACGUUGUUGUGUAUUUAAGGCUGCUGGUGUCAGGGCAUCUACAGAAGGAAAGUGACUUCUUCAUCAACUUCAUUGAAGGUGGCCGAACUGUGAAAGAAUUCUGUGGCCAGGAAGUCGAACCAAUGGGAAAGGAAAGUGACCAUAUCCAUAUCAUAGCCUUGACCUCUGCCCUUGGAGUUGGGGUCAGGGUCGAGUACAUGGAUCGGAAUGAGGGACCAACUUGCAAUCACCAUGAUUUCCCAGAAGGCAGCAGGCCCUCCAUACACCUGCUAUAUCGACCAGGACAUUACGAUAUCUUGUACCCCUAAUGUUGAAAUGCAAGGAGAGGAUUGGACUUUGUGAGAUUUAUUGUGUCAGUUCGGAAUGGACUGAAACCUAACUGAAAAUCAUCUGGUGUCACAGGAUAUAUUUUCAAGACAACUUUGGCUGAUGAAAACAAGAUGUUUAUGAAAAAGUAUAUGGGAAACAUUUUGUUGUAGACAUUAAAUAUAGCUCUAUUAUUUAUCGACAAAUGGCUGGAAUAAAUAUGGCACCUGUUGUAUAAUUUGCUGAACUUGCUGUCUUCUUCACACAAGAGUCUGUGAACAAUUCUUCCUUUGCUUGAUCAUAUAUGGAUUAGAGGUGAAUGGAAAUGCUGUCAGGGAUAUUGGAUGAGGUCAAGACAUAUAAGUAUUAUUCUGUAUUAAAUUGGGUGGCUGUCUAUAAAAUAGGGUAACCCAUAUGUUCUUUGAUUUUCUGGGUAAGAAAAAUGUAUUUGUUCACAAAAAAAGCAGUCUGGGUAAUCAGACAAUCCCUGCUUAGGUGACAGAUAAAUGCGUCUUCAAGUUUAAUGUUGAGUGUAUAUUUAAGGCCUUAAUAAAUCAGUUGUGAGAUUUU